Messenger RNA from Pogona vitticeps (central bearded dragon), 1587 nucleotides. The record is from RefSeq and is a predicted model, not a curated record. Lineage: Eukaryota; Metazoa; Chordata; Lepidosauria; Squamata; Agamidae.
CCUGAGGCACGAGAUGGCGCUGAGCUGCCGGGAGGCGGAGCGGCGGCGGCGGCGGCUUCCCGCGGAUUUUGCCUCUCAAAUAAUUCCCGCCUUUUGGGGUGUGGGGUCCCGCCGCGGAGGGAAGGAAGGGCGACAUGGGAUUACUUUGAGGCUGAAACGGCAAGGAGGAGAAUUGCAAAAAUUGCCUUGAAUUAACUGGAGGAAAAGCAGGAUAUAGGUGCAACACGCAACCCUGCGAGGGGUAUUAGGAUGACAGUGACUCUCUCCGUGCCACCUCAUGAACCUUGCAGCAGAACAGAAUUUGGAUCCCACGUCUUCCAGUCCUACCACAUUGUCGAAGAAAAGGGGGCUGAGUGCUGAAGAGAAGAGAACUCGGAUGAUGGAAAUAUUUUUCGAAACCAAAGAUGUAUUCCAGUUAAAAGACAUUGAGAAAAUUGCUCCCAAAGAGAAGGGAAUCACUGCUGUGUCAGUGAAGGAGGUCUUACAGAGCUUAGUUGAUGAUGGUAUGGUAGAUACUGAUCGGAUUGGGACUUCUAAUUAUUUUUGGGCUUUUCCAAGUAAAGCUCUUCAUGCAAGAAAACGUAAACUGGAGGAGCUCCAGAAUCAGUUCUCAGAAUAUUGCCAGAGGAAAAAAAGCUUAGAGGAGAGCAUUGAGAAAUCAAAAUUUGGACGCCAGGACACUGCAGAACGUGCUGCAUUAACAAAAGAACUUGCCGCUCUUCAACAGAAGAAAGCCCACCUGAAGGCAGAAUUAGAUAAAUACACAGAAUGUGAUCCAGAUGUUGUUGAAGAAGUCCGUCAAGCAAAUAAAGUAGCAAAGGAGGCAGCUAACAGAUGGACUGAUAAUAUUUUUGCAAUAAAAUCAUGGGCCAAGCGGAAGUUUGGAUUUGAAGACAACAAAAUUGACAAAACAUUUGGUCUUGGAGGGUCCCUGAUGAAGAAAAUUGCUCCCCAAUCCCCCAUAGUUGGCCAUGCCCUGCAGUACAUCAUGUCUUCACCACCUAGAGAUAUUUCUUUUGAUGGCAACAAGAAUAAGGGGAAAUGGAGAGCAAACUAAAGUGAAGAAUGGGAGGCUGCUGCAACAAGGCUCUUUUCCUCUUCUAUAUACAUACACAUCUAGAAAGUCAAGACAUUUGUGUUUCCCAACCUGCUCUGUCUGCAAAAAGUAUUUUUCUUUUCUUUUUUUCUUCUGUCUGUCCUUGGGCUUGAAUACACAAAGUCUGAAAUAAGUUCUUUAUGAGAUACACAAGUAGGACACUUCACUGUGCAAAGCCUGUUAAUAGUAAUCUGUAUUUUGAGAAUAUCUUUUUUUUUUCAUGUACUAAUCUUUUCAAGCUUUGACUUGUAAUGUUUUGGAUGAUUUCAGGAAAUUGGCACUUGAUCCUGAAAACGCUUGCCAGGCUUCCUUUCUGCCAGGGGCUUGCCGGGUGCCCUUGGCCCAGUUGUUGUUUAACUCCACGGCUGCAAAAUGGUAACGAUAAUGACUUAACGUGUCAAGUUAGGCAUGGGAAGAGUCACGUUUUGGACUACAAUUCCCCAAAUAUCCUGUCUACUCAUGCUGGCUGAGGUAUUCUGAAAGUUACCAUA